Haemorhous mexicanus (house finch) is the source of this 5225-nucleotide messenger RNA. RefSeq names its product zinc finger protein 131 (gene ZBTB35). NCBI's taxonomy places the organism in Eukaryota, Metazoa, Chordata, Aves, Passeriformes, Fringillidae. The coding region runs from base 1890 to 3740 and encodes 616 amino acids. The record is from RefSeq and is a predicted model, not a curated record. Gene Ontology annotation, biological process: regulation of transcription by RNA polymerase II. Gene Ontology annotation, cellular component: nucleus. Gene Ontology annotation, molecular function: DNA-binding transcription factor activity, RNA polymerase II-specific; RNA polymerase II cis-regulatory region sequence-specific DNA binding; protein binding. The transcript is spliced from 7 exons.
UCUGUCGCUCAUUUGUGAGCCCACUCAUAAGUGGGAAUUUGGAUCGCUUCUGUCCGUAUUCCUCGGCUGCUUUAUUUUCCCAACUGUACUUUCCACUCCUUCAAAGCAGUCACGCUCUUACUGAACAUGUGCUGUUUUGUCAGGCCUUCUUGUGCAGUAUGACCGAGGUUUUUAAAAUGAGAAUGCUCCAUGAAUGCUGCAACGGCAUUUAAAUAGCACAGUAAAUUCACAUUUUUAAUAGUUCGCUGUAAAUUUAUGAACUGCCUAACAUAAAUUGUAUGUUUCUUACGAUAUUUUGUAAGAAUUCUAAGAAAGAAACUUUUUAAAGUAUCUUGUGUUUGAUAGGCUAAGGUUGCUCUCUUAUUUUGAGGUUUGGGGUGUUUCUUUUAAGAUAUCCCUACGGUCAUUUUGGAAGUAAAGCAAAAACCAUGGGAGAUAAAAAUCAUGAGAGUGGGAGAUCAAAUUUUUGGUUUUAGGAAUUAUGCUUUUAAUUGAAAGUCAUCUGCCCUUUUAUAAUGUGUCAAAAAUGGGCAAGAAGAAUUAAACUGUGAAAUAUGUAGCUGACACCUUCCCACAUGAGACUUUAUGUGAAAUACCAGAUGGUGAAAGAAAGGCAGGAAUUUCUGGUUGUCUUAAACGCACCAAUACAGAUGAGGUGAAGAGAAUGCAGCAGCAGCAGCCACUCCCUUCCUCCUCAUCUUCCCUUGCAAGCUGGGCUCCUCUGCCCACUUGAAGACCCUGACAGUUGUUUCUAGUGCGAAAUACGGAGUAUGUAGAAUUUUCUUAAGGAAAGAUUUGCUUUGAUGUUUGAUCUUUGUGUACGGUCAAGCCUCUUCAGCGAGAAAGGAGAUUUAAUCCAUGAUACAGAGAGCGGCCAACAAGCUCUAAGUAAUGUCCAGGUGUUAGAAAAACUGAUUACUUGUGGGUAAAAUUGCCUUCUUAAGCUUAUGAAGACAUACUUCAGUGAUCUCUGUACCUAACGGCUGGCUAACAAAGCCUGGGAAAAUGGGUGUACCACUUAAAGUGGACACAGAAAAUCUAUAAUUUAGAGGCUACAGGGACAUGCAGCAGAAACCCCCAAAUAAGGAAGAAACUAAUAAAGCAAGCUUGGCAAUGUUGUUGGAAUUGGCUGGGUAACAGGUAAUUCUUCUGCCUGGGGAAGAUUGCAAUGACCCGCCUAAGAAACUUGCUGAUCCAAAAGAAGAGAGAGGCUGGGUAUGUGGACUAAUUAGCACGGGAAGCAAGAAAACCAUUAACCAGUAGAAGAGAGAAUACUGAUUAAUUAGAGAACUAUGUUAUUUGUAACCAAUGAACACAAAUCCUUUUGCUUGCUAAAAUGUAUAAUUAGCAAAAAGUUUUUGUAGGUGGUUCUUGAUUUGUGGAAUUGCACUGGGCACCCAGGUUUGUGCAACUCUGAAAUAAAUAAUGUGUCACCUCGAGUGUGUAGUUAUUGCCUCGUUGCACACUAGGUAACGAAUCUGACUUUUGUGGGCAGCCUUUCUGUGGUUGGCAACAUAGCAGUAGCAGGUAGGGCUGGACUUCCCUAAGUAGUUGCUUCUGCUCUACUUACUUAAUUCUCUUGGUAAAACUUCUUCAUGGGUGACUUUUUUCUGAGAGACAAGAAGGAGUGUGUUUUGUGGCGUUAACAGGAACUCCAUAAUUGUUUUUUCUGCAGCAUUUUAAGUGUAAGCCGCAUUAGUGUGGUAGUUGAAAAUGAGCAUUGCUUCAUGGAUCUGAAGUAAUUUUGCCUGGAGGUAAUUUGUGAAGUGCUUUCGUUGAAGCACUUGGAUGUUCUCCUGAGGUUCUUCUGCAUAUGCAGUAGACUACUGUCUGCAUCUCAUCUACAAGCACCAAGUUCUGCUAAACCUCUCCAGACCAGGCCUUUUGCCAUGGAAGCUGAGGAAACGAUGGAAUGUAUCCAGGAAUUCCCUGAACACUAUAAAGUUAUUUUGGAUAGACUGAAUGAACAACGUGAGCAGGACCAGUUUACAGAUAUCACUCUGAUCGUCGAUGGUCAUCAUUUUAAAGCUCAUAAGGCAGUUCUUGCUGCUUGUAGCCAGUUCUUCCACAAAUUCUUCCAAGAUUUCACUCAGGAGCCUUUGGUGGAGAUUGAAGGUGUAAGUAACAUGGCAUUUCGUCACUUAAUUGAGUUCACCUAUACAGCAAAGCUAAUGGUACAAGGUGAGGAAGAAGCAAAUGAUGUUUGGAAAGCUGCAGAGUAUCUACAGAUGCUAGAAGCAAUCAAAGCACUUGAAAUCAGGAACAAAGAAAAUUCAUCACCCUUAGAAUCAAAUGAAGCACAAGGUAAAAAUAAACCAAAAAAGAGGAAGAUUGCUGAAACCUCUAAUGUUAUCACAGAAACACUGCCAUCUGCAGAAUCAGAGCCUGUUGAAAUUGAGGUUGAGAUUGCUGAAGGGACGAUGAAAGUGGAGGAUGACAGCAUUGAAACCCUUGAAGAAGUAGCUUCUGCAGAGCAAUCUAUAAAGUACAUACAGACAGGUACAUCAGAUGAAUCUGCUUUGGCUCUUUUGGCAGAUAUCACCAGCAAGUAUCGUCAGGGAGAGAGAAAAUGCCAGAUGCAAGAAGAAGGUGAUAGUGCAACUGACCCCUCGUGCAAACAGGUAGAAGGUAUUGAAAUUGUGGAACUUCAGCUGUCACACAUGAACAAUUUAUUCCACUGUGAGAAAUGUAACCGUUCAUUUAAAUUGUUUUACCAUUUUAAGGAACACAUGAAAACACAUUCUACUGAGAAUUACAAAUGUGACAUAUGCAAUAAAAGAUACCUACGAGAGAGUGCUUUGAAACAGCACCUCACCUGUUACCACCUUGAUGAAGGUGGUGCCAGCAAGAAGCAAAGACCUGGCAAGAAAAUACAUGUAUGCCAGUAUUGUGACAAGCAGUUUGACCAUUUUGGGCAUUUUAAAGAGCACCUUCGGAAGCAUACAGGUGAAAAACCCUUUGAAUGUCCAAACUGCCAUGAACGUUUUGCUCGGAAUAGCACACUGAAAUGUCACCUGACAGCCUGUCAGUCUGGAGCAGGUGCUAAAAAGGGAAGAAAGAAGCUGUAUGAAUGUCAGGUUUGUAACAGCGUGUUUAACAGCUGGGAUCAGUUCAAAGACCACUUGGUAAUACACACUGGUGACAAACCCAACCACUGUACCUUAUGUGAUCUGUGGUUUAUGCAAGGCAGUGAGCUGAGAAGGCAUCUCAAAGAAAUGCACAAUGUUUCAGAACUACUAGUGACAGAAGAGGUUCUUCCAGUGGAAGCUAUGGAAGCUGAACCAGUAACAUCAAUGACAAUAAUAGAACAAGUUGAGCAAGUGCAUGUCCUCCCAGUAAUUCAGGUACAAGUGGAUCCUGCACAGGUAACUGUGGAACAGAUGCACCAGGAUCUCAUACAGGACAAUCAAGUGAAAGGCACACAGAUGGAGGAACUACAGGAACAGGUGCAGAUUAGUUACUUGGAAGUUGAACACAUUCAGACUGAACAAGGUGCUGAAGUUCAUGUGGAGCAGUUACAUGUUGAGCAUGUAAAUCAAAUACAGAUGGAAGAAGUACAAGCAGAACUUAUAGAUGGAACAGACCUUGAACAAGUAGAAUAUCGAAGUGAUGAUCAAGGAGAAGCAGAAGAAAAGGAUCAUAAUCAAGCGGAUGAUGCAGAUAAGGAACAUCAUGAGCAAGCUGAAGACUUAAAAACACAACAAUUAGUGGAUACACAAAAUGCAAAAGUGGAUGAGUAGGACACAUAAUGACACUGCAGUUUUAGGAAUGAAAUACCAAAUUAUUUUUGUUAACUUUUACAUUGGUUUUUGAACCGUCACUGGUCAUCUUUCCAAUAUGCUGUCCAUAGGGAGCUGGACAAGUGGACCAAAAUUAGCUUUCUUCAUGUACAAUUAAACUUCUCUCAUAUGUGAAAAAUACUUCCCCAUUCAUGUAGUGCCAUGAAACAGAAACCACCACAAGACAUGGACAACUUUGUGAGAUUUUUUAGCAAUGCAUAGCUUGUAUCAUUGUAUCAUUACACCAUUCCUGGGCAUAUGUAAAAGUAAUUUCACCUCUUCUCUUGCAGUAGAAGCAAAGUCUUGUAUAAAUUUGCAGGAUGUCUGCAGCAGGAGAGUCAGUAAAAUCUGAGGGGUUCUGCUGUAAGCGGCAAUUACAUACCUAUGAAUUUUUGGAUCUUAACUUUCAGGCUGGGCUAAAAGCACUGUUGCUGGAGGUCUCUGAGCACAAAAGUCCUGUGCCUUUUCAACACUGAGUGGUUAAAUUUCCACAAAGUUUCUAGAGUUUUUGAGAACUUAGUUCUGUGAAAGGCAGUGUAGGUAAUGUUUUAGUGCUUUAUAUUUUUGCUUGAAUUUGCCGGUUACUGAUUUUCUUUUUGCAUUAAAUUUAGAGGCAGGGGGCUGAGGGAGGGAACAGACUUCACUUGGAGACAGCUGGACACACUAAAUGGGACACUUAAAAAUAGGAAGAGCUUGGUAAAGUUUGUGAUAAACAUGAUUUGGAAGAAAGCUAUAAGCAGGCUCUUCUUUUAUAAAUAAUCAUUUUUGGAAAUGAAUAUGUUUAAACGUAAACAUAGAGACUUGUCUAUAUGGUAUCAGGUUCUUGGGUUUUUUCGAAAUUAAAUUCUGACACUUGACAAAAAGAUGUGCUAAACAUAAAAGUAAAAGCCAUAGGUAUGAGUGCUAAACUGUGGAUUGAAAAGUAGAAGUGUAAAUAGUUUAAUCAAUAUUAGAAAAUAAAAUAAUACCAACCAUUAAAUGUUGCAUUAUUUGUUUCAUCCAAUAUUUUAGAAACAACUGAAUGACUGGCAAUUAAGUGCCAAGUUCCAGUGUUAAUGAUCAAUCUCAUUUUUAAUAUGAUUAAUAGCUUUUUACUGUAAAGUUAGAUUCUUUUAGAAAAUGACUUGUUUGGUCAAGGAUGUUAAGAAUGUCUUAAUUACUGCUGAGGUUAGAGGUGCUCCAAACUCCUGAAGAAACUUUAUUUUCAAAGCCUUAAAUUACGGGAAGAAUUUUUGCAAGGACAGUCCCUACUGCUCUUGGUAAUACAACAGAUCUUAGUUAAAAUCAGGCUUUUCUAUUCCAUCUUCAAAUGCUGAACUGUUUCCUGGUAUUAGUGCUUUUAUUUAGUUUCAUUCAAUAUUAUUGUGUUUCAUCAUAGCCUUUAAGAAACUGUUGCAAAAGAAACAUGGAUUGCAAUUAAAAUUUCAAACAAUUUGAUUAAUGUAA